CUGUGCCACCUCCCACUUCCCCUCCCAGGGUCUCUAGUUCCCAUCAUGGCUGCCGCCGCCGCUCUGGAGGCGGUGGCGCCUACGGGCGUCCUGUGGGGCCUCGUGCAAGACUUCGUCAUGGGUCAUCAGGAAGGCCCUGCUGACCAAGUAGCUGCAGAUGUGAAAUCUGGAAGCUAUACAGUAUUACAAGUGGUGGAAGCCCUUGGGUCUUCUCUAGAGAAUCCAGAACCCCGAACUCGGGCACGAGGAAUCCAGCUUUUGUCACAGGUGCUACUUCAGUGUCACUCCUUGCUCCUGGAGAAGGAAGUGGUACAUCUGAUCCUCUUCUAUGAGAACCGGCUGAAGGACCAUCAUCUUGUGAUCCCAUCUGUCCUACAAGGUUUGAGGGCACUUAGCCUGUGUGUGGCCUUGCCCCCAGGGCUGGCUGUCUCCGUGCUUAAAGCCAUCUUCCAGGAGGUCCAUGUACAGUCCCUGCCACAGGUGGACCGACACACAGUCUACAGUAUCAUCACCAACUUCAUGCGAACCCGGGAAGAAGAGCUGAAGGGCCUAGGAGCUGACUUCACCUUUGGCUUCAUCCAGGUGAUGGAUGGGGAAAAGGAUCCCCGUAAUCUUCUGGUGGCCUUCCGCAUCGUCCAUGACCUCAUCUCCAGGGACUAUAGCUUGGGGCCCUUUGUGGAGGAGUUGUUUGAAGUGACAUCCUGCUACUUCCCUAUUGAUUUUACCCCUCCACCUAAUGAUCCCCAUGGUAUCCAGAGAGAAGAUCUCAUCCUGAGUCUUCGAGCUGUGCUGGCUUCUACACCCCGAUUUGCUGAGUUCCUGCUGCCCCUGCUGAUUGAGAAAGUGGACUCCGAGAUUCUGAGUGCCAAGCUGGAUUCUUUGCAGACUCUGAAUGCUUGCUGUGCUGUAUAUGGACAGAAAGAACUAAAGGACUUCCUCCCCAGCCUUUGGGCUUCUAUCCGCAGAGAGGUGUUCCAGACGGCAAGUGAGCGGGUAGAGGCCGAGGGCCUGGCCGCCCUUAACUCCCUGACUGCGUGUUUGUCUCGCUCUGUGCUGAGGGCUGAUGCUGAGGACCUCCUUGACUCCUUCCUUAGCAACAUUCUACAGGACUGCAGGCACCAUCUGUGUGAACCGGAUAUGAAACUGGUGUGGCCUAGUGCCAAACUGUUGCAGGCGGCCGCAGGUGCGUCUGCCCGGGCCUGUGACCACAUCACCAGCAAUGUGCUGCCUCUACUGCUGGAACAGUUCCACAAGCACAUUCAGAGCAACCAGCGGCGGACAAUCCUUGAAAUGAUCCUGGGUUUCUUGAAGCUGCAACAGAAAUGGAGCUAUGAAGACAGGGAUGAAAGGCCUCUGAGUGGCUUCAAGGACCAGCUGUGCUCACUGGUGUUCAUGGCCCUGACAAACCCCAGCACCCAGCUUCAGCUUGUUGGCAUCCGUACACUCACAGUCUUGGGUGCCCAGCCAGAUCUCCUGUCUCCUGGGGACUUGGAGCUGGCAGUGGGUCACCUAUACAGACUGAGCUUCCUGGAGGAGGAUUCCCUGAGUUGCAGGGUGGCAGCACUGGAAGCAUCAGGAAUCCUGGCCACUCUUUACCCUGUGGCCUUCAGCAGCCACUUAGUGCCCAAGCUUGCUGAGGAGCUGUGUAUAGAGGAGUCAGAUUUGGCUAGAGGGGAUGGGCCCACUAAAUGCUCCCGGCAUCUGCGCUGCCUGCAAGCCUUGUCAGCUAUAUCAACACAUCCCAGCAUUGUCAAGGAGACCCUGCCUCUUCUGCUGCAGCACCUCUGCCAUAUGAACAAAGGGAAUACGGUUGCAGGAACCAGUGAAGUUAUUGCUGUCUGUCAGAGCCUGCAGCAGGUGGCAGAGAAAUGCCAGCGAGACCCCGAGAGCUGCUGGUAUUUCCACCAGACAGCUAUACCUUGCCUGCUUGCCUUGGCCGUGCAGGCUUCCAUGCCAGAGAAGGAGCACUCAGUUCUGAAAAAAGUGCUGUUGGAGGAUGAGGUCUUGGCCGCCAUGGUGUCUGUCAUUGGCACUGCCACCACCCACUUGAGCCCUGACUUAGCUGCCCAGAGUGUCGCCCACAUUGUGCCCCUCUUCUUGGAUGGCAACAUCUCCUUCCUCCCUGAAAACAGCUUCCCUGGAAGAUUCCAGCCAUUCCAGGAUGGCUCCUCAGGGCAGAGGCGGCUGGUUGCACUGCUUAUGGCCUUUGUCUGCUCCCUGCCUCGAACUGUUGAAAUCCCUCAGCUGAACCAACUCAUGCGAGAACUUUUAGAGCUGAGCUGCUGCCACAGCUGCCCCUUCUCCUCCACCGCUGCUGCCAAGUGCUUUGCAGGCCUCCUCAACAAGCACCCUGCAGGGCAACAGCUGGAUGAAUUCCUACAGCUGGCUGUGGACAAAGUGGAGGCUGGGCUGAGCUCUGGGCCCUGUCGUAGCCAGGCCUUUACACUGCUUCUCUGGGUCACAAAGGCCCUAGUGCUCAGAUACCAUCCACUCAGUUCUUGCCUUACAGACCGGCUCAUGGGCCUCCUGAGUGAUCCAGAACUAGGCCCAGCAGCAGCCGAUGGCUUCUCUCUGCUCAUGUCUGACUGCACUGACGUGCUGACUCGUGCUGGCCACGCCGAAGUGCGGAUCAUGUUCCGCCAGCGGUUCUUCACGGAUAACGUGCCCGCUUUGGUCCGGGGCUUCCAUGCUGCUCCCCAAGAUGUGAAGCCAAAUUAUCUGAAGGGUCUGUCUCAUGUACUCAACAAGCUGCCACUCUCCACCCUCAGCUGCCUUCAGCCUCUUCUGCUGGAAGCACCCCAGGUCAUGAGUCUUCACAUCGACACCCUCGUCACCAAGUUCCUGAACCUCAGCUCCAGCCCUUCCAUGGCUGUCCGGAUCGCUGCACUGCAGUGUAUGCACGCUCUGACCCGCCUGCCCACCCCUGUGCUGCUGCCGUAUAAACCGCAGGUGAUCCGGGCCUUAGCCAGACCUCUGGAUGACAAGAAGAGACUGGUGCGUAAGGAAGCAGUAUCAGCCAGGGGAGAAUGGUUUCUGCUGGGGAGCCCAGGCAGCUGAACGAGGGUUCAUCCUGGCCUAGACUGUUCUAACAGACAUCUAACCUGAAAUUACUAACUAUUGAGCCAUCUUGCCCAAGGCAGGGAGGCCACUGGCCUCUGAUUGCCUUUCCCAGAGACACAGAACAAAUGUUGGGCCUCUGUCGCAUGGCUGUACAAGAAACAUAGGAACCCUGAUUUCUAAAGGAUUUGUGAAGUAACUGAGUAUGAGACCGUUUGUGUUUGAAGAAUGAUCUUGGUCUUGGAGCUCUUCCAUUUAUAUGUCAGAGAAAGGGGGAUAUGCUGCUGGGAGUGAAUGCAGAUGAGUGUGGCCCUGAGGACCAGGGAUGGUGGGUGUGUGUGUACCUACUGGAGAAUAAAGAUUUCUUUUGCUAA
Messenger RNA from Vicugna pacos (alpaca), 3431 nucleotides. Lineage: Eukaryota; Metazoa; Chordata; Mammalia; Artiodactyla; Camelidae. The record is from RefSeq and is a predicted model, not a curated record.